AUGGUACAGACGCAAUUCUGUAAGAAGGUCAAGUUCGUGCGACACGACGGAGCUCGCGAGUUUGCAACCAACUCGCUUCAACUGUUCUACGAAGACGAAGGCAUUGAACAGCAGACAACGGUGCCGUAUGCACAUCAAACAAACGGAACAGCAGAGCGUGCCAUUAGGACUAUUGUCACGAUCGGUGUUGCAUGCUAG
Molecule: messenger RNA, 198 nt
Organism: Peronospora matthiolae
Lineage: Eukaryota; Oomycota; Peronosporomycetes; Peronosporales; Peronosporaceae
Source: the annotation of a GenBank genome assembly